GUUUGAUUCACUUUUAUCAUUUUUAUUAAAACAGUUUCAAUUUACGUAGUCAGAUAAUUAAUUAUUGAUGUGUGAUUUAUACAUAUAUGUGCAACAGUAAUAAUAUUUGGAGAUAGUUUUUAUUAGAAAUUUAUCAAUUAAAAAACAAAAUAUUCAGUUUUUUUCAAACGACUUAUUGAGGACAAGAUUGAAUAACCUGAAUUGAGUUGAUUAUAAGAGAUUCCAAAAACAAAUAUCAAACUGAGAAGCUGAUAUGCUGUCAUCGAAUAAUCAUCAAAGUUAUCAAAUUUUAAUAAUUAACAUUAUUGUGUUUUUAUAGUAGAAAAAAUGAAAGUCGCAAAUGUGAAUGUGUACGUAUAUUAAAAGUCGGCCAUGUGCGUGUAUCAUGUCAAGCGACUAUACAAUGCAAUUUAUUUUGAAAACGAAAUUAAUUUCUUACUCUAAUUCUAAUAUCAAUUUUUCUCGAUUUUGUGGACAGCAAAUAUAUAUAAAAUGCAUUUCCUUUGGAAUAGUGAUCGACGUUAAAUUUUUGUGCCGUGAGCGAAUUAACAUAUAGAAAUUUUGAGGUUAUAAAAAUGUUUACACUUUAAUUAUACUGCAAAAGUGGACGAAUUUUUUAAAAUUGAAGGACAAAUAAAAGGGUAAAAAGAAAAGUUGACGAGCUAAAAACUUCCCGAAUACAGCAUCAUAUUUCGUCGCGAAUAUCAACGAUAGACUCUAUCCUCUAUGGCUUGUGGUGUCAUGCGUAUAUGUACUUCAAAGAUAAGGGAAAAAUUUACGCAGACUUUUUAGAACUCGGUCUAUUUUUAAGGUUAUUUUUCACAUUUUCUGAAUGGAAAUUUAACUUCAAAGUAGGGAUCUCCGAGGGCUAUUUAGUUUGAAAGAACAUCUCCUUGAAGCUGAAAAUUCGUACGUUAUUAAGGAAAAUGCAACAAAACAAGGACUUCGGGACUUUCGUCUCAAUAUUCAGGCAGUGUGUUGAUUUGCGAUUGAGCUGCGUGUACACUUAGUUUGAUUAUAUAGCAGAGGUCAUGACCGGAAUCUUUGUCACAAUUUUUGAUAUUGAUACAAGUACGAUUGGUUGCAAUUUUCACUGGACGUGCAAAUCUAGCAAGUUGAGAGAGGGAGAUUUAUCAGCCGAAUUGGAAUUUUAGUUGGACUUCAUCGUCUCGAUAUAUGAAGGCGCACUCAAAUCUUUUUGGCUGUCUGCAGGUUACCAUGGCAACACAUAAGAAAGGCUUUUGAACAAACUACAUUUCCUGUCUAACACCCACGGUGGUCCGUGCCAAGGUGCCGAUUAUGUCUCUGGAAGAUACUCAUCGUGCAACUCAAGCUAAGGAAAUAGAUGAUCUUUUUCCAGUACGAGACAUUGAAACAAACAGUACAAAUAUUUUUUUGCAACCAAGGAAAUUACAAUCACCAAGAAUAAAUAAGAAACUUGAGAAAAAUGACAUUUAUUUAGAUUUUGAAGAAAUGAGUAUUCCUGAGAUGAGUAGAAAAUUGUACGACUUAAUUUGCAUAUGGUACAAAGAAGCCUGUUAUGAAGCCAAUUAUGUUAUUCAUGAUGUAAAGAAGUCUUGGAUUGCAACAACCGGUUCUUACUCUAAGAAAACUCAAGUAGUUAGCAGACUUAUAAUGUACUAUUUGAUCAUUUUGGCUCUUUAUAUUAUAAAAUUUUGCCUUUGGAUCAAUCAAAAAUUACUUCAAGGAUUAUACAAGACAUUAUUAAAAUCUAAAAAGAACACGCAAAUGCUGAUUGGAUUGGGAAUCGUGUUUUCACUGAUAGUCAUGGCGUACGUAAUUGGUGCACCUUACUGCCCGGAACCUGCGACAAGUACCGACCCAUGAUCAGUGCAACCCACAGCAAACUAAAGAAGACUCAAUAAAUCUGUCUCGACACGAUGCGAUAUCGCUCUUAUUUAUUGUUCGGUAAAUGUUGAAAUCCAAUAUAUACAUUUCCAUUGGCCACGAAAAUAAAUCGCGAAAACGUGCACUUCCCCCCCCCCCUCUUUAAAUACACUAUAUUUUAUCACUCUAUAAAUAUUUACAAUGGGAAAAAUAAAAUUAUGAUGAUAAUGAUAUUAAACACCAUAUAUAUGUAUAUAUAUAUGGUAUAUAUGAUAUUAAUCUGAUUAUAUGCAGAUGAAAUUGUAAAUUAAAAAAAUAUGUAAAACUAAUUCAAAAUCAAAAGAGUUAAAUUCUAUUAAAGGAUUUUAAAAUAGAAAUUCACAUUAGUUUUUGUUUAAAUGAUUUUAUAAUGAAAUUUUUAUCUCUCAAUCCAUUCAGAAGUCCAUUUCAAACAAAUGGUAAUUAGAAACUAUAUGGCU
Leptopilina boulardi is the source of this 2327-nucleotide messenger RNA. RefSeq lists its product as uncharacterized. The coding region runs from base 1300 to 1848 and encodes 182 amino acids. The record is from RefSeq and is a predicted model, not a curated record. The transcript has 12 exons. Lineage: Eukaryota; Metazoa; Arthropoda; Insecta; Hymenoptera; Figitidae.